Molecule: messenger RNA, 1910 nt
Organism: Lampris incognitus (smalleye Pacific opah)
Lineage: Eukaryota; Metazoa; Chordata; Actinopteri; Lampriformes; Lampridae
Gene: yju2
Product: YJU2 splicing factor homolog
Exons: 8
Coding region: 91-1116 (341 amino acids)
Biological process (GO): mRNA splicing, via spliceosome
Cellular component (GO): U2-type catalytic step 1 spliceosome
Source: RefSeq, a predicted model, not a curated record
AGGCGCCCUAGUGACUAGCGCAUUGUAUUCAUCUACCUAGCUGAGUUUUGGUCGUUUCGUCUCAAAUUCUGACUUUUACUUAGACCAACAAUGUCUGAAAGAAAAGUCUUAAAUAAAUACUAUCCUCCGGAUUUUGAUCCAUCAAAAAUCCCCAAGCUUAAACUCCCCAAAGAUCGACAAUAUGUGGUCAGAUUGAUGGCGCCAUUUAAUAUGAGGUGUAAAACAUGUGGUGAGUACAUCUACAAGGGGAAGAAGUUCAACGCCCGUAAGGAAACGGUUCAGAAUGAGCUGUACAUGGGGCUUCCCAUCUUCCGCUUCUACAUCAAGUGUACUCGAUGUCUUGCUGAGAUUACCUUUAAGACAGACCCAGAGAACACAGACUAUGCCAUGGAACAUGGCGCCACACGGAACUUCCAGGCUGAAAAACUAAUUGAGGAAGAGGAGAAGAAAAUUCAAAGGGAGAGAGAGGAGGAGGAACUGAACAACCCCAUGAAGGUGUUGGAGAACCGAACUCGUGAUUCCAAGAUGGAGAUGGAGGUUCUGGAGAACCUCCAGGAGCUGAGAGAGCUGAACCAGAGGCAAGCUCAGGUGGACUUCGAGGGAAUGAUCCACCAGUACAGAGAGAUGGAGAAGAGAGAGAGGGAAAGGGAAAAAGAAGACGAUGAGCGGGAGACAAAAGAGAUGCUGGAGCGUGCUCAAGUGAAAAGGCUUAGGGACUCCGACUCUGAUUCAGACCAGGAGGAGACGAACAGCAACACAAAGCCAUGUAGUUCUAGCAUGGACAGACCUACAGACAUCCUCACCACUGACAAACCUACAGACACACAGGGUUCCACCAAUGGUGGAGUGAAGAGGGCCAAGGUGGAGAGCUGGGAGAAGAGUGUGGGUACGUUGGGAGGUCGAGGGUCUCUUGGAUCCCUGGUGGUGAGGAAAAAAGUGGCGGCUGUCAGCAAACCAGUUCCAGGAGCGCCCCCUGCUGCUUCUUGUUCACAGACAGAAUCUAAAGUGGAAACAAGUGAUUCUACCAACACUACCAAACCCAUCACCGUGCAAAAUGGCUCAUCUCUCAGCCUAUUAGGGGCAUAUUCAGACAGUGACAGCAAUGAGAGUGACUGAGAUGAACUGGCUGCUGAUGCUUUGAUGAAGCUAAAUGGCUGCUUGUAGAUUCGAGCACUUGACAGAGAAUUGUGUAUAUUAUUUCGGAGUGAAUUUGCAUGAUAUGGUCCAUUGUCACUGUAUUAAGCAGCUAUCAAGAUGUGCAAAUCAUUUUUGUGGGUUGCGCUUAAAACUUCUCUACCAAGGUGCAGCAAAUGAGUGGCUGAGUGAAUGAUAACAUGACUGAUAACAAACCGUUAUGUUGGUGGACACUUAUUCGGUAUUAGCCGCCUUGUCUUUUACAUGUACAUUGUUAUAAUUACUGGUUUUCACCCAGAUCUGGUAUUUUAAUCCCCCUCUUAACUUUAUGGGCCAGCAGUAACUGAAAAGUUAACCCAGAGAAAUGAUUACUGUAUUUUUGUGAUGCAGCUGUGUUCUAUCAAACAUUACAGUUGUAUAUUUCACAUUUAAAAUAAAAUGUGUCUACAUUUAGCUCCUUAUAGUUCAUGAACUGCAUUAUUCAGACUUUGUUCAAAUGUUUUGUUUCCUUGAAUACUGAUGUGGCAUCAGAAUACUUUGCUUUCAUAUUUAUUUGAAGUCCGAUUCCAUAGGGGACUCGUUGGUGCUGUUAAUUUCUUCAGAUCACAAAAGACAUCAAAUAAAAAGUAAACGUCAAAACAUUAAAAUAUAAAAUAGUGCUGAUCAAAUAGCUGUGAAGUGGGAUGAGAGCUUUGAGAAAGCGGUUUUUUUUUAAUGGGCUAUUGUCAAUACUUCAGAUCUGUACUGAUAUAUAAAUGAAUAAAGAAAAGCAUAAG